Astrephomene gubernaculifera is the source of this 906-nucleotide messenger RNA. Lineage: Eukaryota; Viridiplantae; Chlorophyta; Chlorophyceae; Chlamydomonadales; Astrephomenaceae. The record is from the annotation of a GenBank genome assembly.
UUUCAUAGGGUGAGGCGUUUCACUUUGGCACUUGCAACACUAUCGUUAACGUCUUGAUUUGCUUCCCACAACACAGAACACUCGGAACCACCUAACACGCAUAUUUACUUGUUUUGGACGCAAAGAAAAAUGCAGUGGCUUAACUCACUUGUAUCGGAAUAUGAGGGCCGGCCGCUACAAAAGUCGGGGAUGCUGACCAAGGAGCAAUUGAUCAAGUUCUUUCAAGACUCUGCUCAGCAGUUCAACAAUCCAGAGUUUAAGCAGCUCCUUAGCGUUGCCAUGAAGACGCGCGGGCCGGGCACCGCGGAGGAGAUCAUCAACGGCAUGCAGCGGCAAAUCCUGGAGAACAUGGGCGUGCAGGGGGACUUCGGGCUGAACUGCCUGGCACGUGUGAACGGGGUGUACGGAAACGACGCGGCCUUCCUGCGCCUCUUCUACGAGCACGUACAAAAGGAGGAGAUGGUGUUGGACGAGGCGGAGAUGCCCGAGUCCGCCUUCCGCUCCAAGUACGAGCAGCUGAACCGCUACCGAGAGGAGAUGGAGGCACGGCUGGAGAAGCUGAACGGCAUGUCGCAGGAGCAACGCAACGUCUACCUGUCCAACGUGUACAAGGAGAUGCUGGCGCGGGGCAUCGGCGGCGGCGAGUGCUGCUCCAACCCCAACGGCUGCUCACACCGGCAACCCGGGGGACCGCAGCUGCCCGCACCCGAGAUGGAGGCGCCGGCGGUGGCGCAGCCGGAGGGGGGCGCGGCGGCCAUUGGUCCCGGCGGGCCGUCAGUGAUGUCGGAGGCCGAGCAGCUCGCGUUCUUUGCAAGCCUGAAUGGGCCUGGGAAGCAGUAGAGUCGGAAUGGGCCUGGGAAGCAGUUGAGUCGGAAUGGGCCUGGGAAGCAGUUGAGACGCAUGCCG